AUGGCGCACCCGACAGACAAGAAGAGGAAGCGACAGUCGAACGGUGUGGAUACACCCAGUAAGAAGGUCGCAAUUGAUGGCAGCGGCACAAUUGCUGUCACGCAUGUCGACGACAACGGUCUUCACCCGGUCUUGGUCUCGGCGCCUGGCAUGAACGCGCCCAAAGUUGCCUUCAAGGGCUAUUCCAAAGCUCGCUCCUCGAAGAAAGCUGCCAGCUCUCAGGACAUCCUCAAACCGGCUACACAUGAAUUGCUGCUUCAAUCUUCACAACACCCGAGACUUGACUACACUGCUGCCACUUCCACCGUUGACCCGCACCUCUCGCACUAUGUCGCCGUGUUCGACCCAGCUACAAAGCAGCUAGAAGUUACCCCGGCACAUCACUUGUCUCUCCGUAGCACGCUCCGGUCUGAAGCAGCAGAGGUGGAGCAGGAGAACCUCAGCUACUCUCGGCAACGCGAAGCACUGGGCCGCGAGUUCGGGACGAAGAAGGCCAAAAAGGCCAUUGCUAGCAAGACAGAGAACGCAAUAACGAACCCAAAUGACACAAAGGGAAAGGGUAAAGCCACAGACGUACAGACGGCGAUUCUUGACUCGGUCGCGGACACAGCAACAGGUCCCGGCGCACAAACCGCUGAGCAACAAGCCGAUGCUCUUCUCGCUGCGAAGCCCAUUCCGAAGCCCAAUCUGCAUGCCGAAAGCGUGGAGGAAGUCUACCCACUCAGCACUCUGAUCCCCGCCCAGGAUGCCCAGAAAGUGCCCAUCAAGGACUGGCAGGACAAGAUCCAGGCAGAGGAAGAAAUCCAGUUCAAACACCGCUUCCCAGCUGGACGUGUUGCAGCAGCAGUAAGCUCCGAAGACGUCGACAGGCAAAAAGCUUUGCGCUACCUUACCCUCCUUCUCGAAUUCUACGACUCAUUAGCCAACGGCGGGCGCAGUGCAGCAAAGAAGGUGCCAAAGAAGGAGGUAUUUGCCAAAAAGCUGGCCGAUUGGCCGCCCGCGCUUGUCAGCAGCGUGCGAACUCGCUUCACAAACGACAGUGGGUCUGAGUUGGGAAAGUGGCAGCUUGACAACCUGUGCACGCACAUAUGUGCAUUGUCGUUAUAUGUGGAUGGGUGGACAACAGACACGACACACUUGAAGGAGGAUCUGAAGCUGGAGACCAAGGUCAUCUCGCAGUACUUUGUUGAGUUGGGCUGUAAGGUGACGGCACCGAAUGAGGGAGACAAGACGAGGCUGGGUCUGGGCAAGGCACAGGCGGCAGUGACGAGGAUGGCGAAGCUGAAGCUGCCUCUGGAGUUUCCGAAGGCGAGGAUGGGCAGGAGGAAGUGA
Molecule: messenger RNA, 1332 nt
Organism: Ramularia collo-cygni
Lineage: Eukaryota; Fungi; Ascomycota; Dothideomycetes; Mycosphaerellales; Mycosphaerellaceae
Product: related to DNA-directed RNA polymerase A (I) chain
Exons: 1
Coding region: 1-1332 (443 amino acids)
Biological process (GO): transcription elongation by RNA polymerase I; RNA polymerase I preinitiation complex assembly; nucleolar large rRNA transcription by RNA polymerase I
Cellular component (GO): RNA polymerase I complex
Molecular function (GO): DNA binding
Source: RefSeq, a predicted model, not a curated record